AAACUUGGCCAAGUGCAGAUGAGUUCGAAUCGUGAUUCCUCGCGCCACCAACUGGGGCAGUCGCUAAGAAACCCCGACCUUGUGCGCUCGAAAGGUUAUGUGAACGGCGAGUGGGUGGAAGGCCGUGGGGGUGAAUACUUCGCUGUUGUGGGUAAGUGAGAGGUGUUAGCUAGGAUAUCUACGGUUUGGUUAAUACAUGCAUUGCAUAGAUCCUGCCACCGACGAGGAACUCGCACAAGUGGCAUACAUGGGGAAAGAUGAAGCCCAUGAGGCUAUUGCGGCAGCCUACGUAGCCCAACAUCGCUGGAAAAAAGUCACCCCACCACGGUGAUGAAGAAGUGGCACGCAGCAAUUGUGGAGAAUGCCGAGGAUCUUGCCAUCAUCGCUUCUUGCGAGAGUGCCAAACCUCUUGGAGAAGCGAGGGCAGAGGUGGAAUUCGCCGCUGGACUCGUGGACUACUACGCCCACGAGAUUAUUCGUACUAGCGGAUAUCUCGUUUCUCCAUCCGAUCCAGACAAGAAGGUGUUGGUCAUGAAGGAGCCUAUUGGCGUGUGCGCUAUCAUAUCUCCUUGGAAUUUUCCUUACGCGACGGUGAUGAGGAACUUGGCACCUUGUGUGGCAUCUGGCUGUGCUGCAGUUGUUAAGCCUUCAGGGAAAACACCACUGUCGAUGUUGGCUCUUGCGAAAUUAGCAGAAGAUGCCGAAGUUCCGGCCGGAGUGAUCAACGUGGUGACAGCUCCACGAGGCAGUCACUCAGGUAUCGGGAAAGAACUAACGGAGAACCCCGACGUCCAUCUGGUUGCGUUUACGGGAUCAACUUCUGCUGGUAAGAAAUUAAUGGGUCAAGCGUCUGCCACAGUGAAGCACGUGGUUCUUGAACUGGGCGGCAAUGCACCAUUCAUCGUCUUUGAAGAUGCCGAUAUUGAGAAGGCACUGGACGGACUCAUCGUCGCUAAAUUCCGUUAUAGCGGCCAGACCUGCGUCACUAGUAACCGCAUCUUCGUUCAGUCGUCUAUCUACGACAAAUUCACCUCCAAAAUUGUGGAGCGAGUUAAAGAACUGAAGAUCGGUUUGCCUCUUGAGCAUGGAGUGAAGUUGGGACCCCUCAUUGGACCGGAAGCUGUCGAGAAGGUGUCUGCGUUGGUGGAAGACGCAGUGACGCAUGGUGCUAAGGUACUUAUUGGCGGCAAAAAGAAUGAUCUCGGCAAGAAUUUCUACGACGCGACGGUGUUGACUAAUGUAAACGAGAAGAUGCGCAUCUGGAACGAGGAAAAUUUUGGACCGAUUGUACCGCUUUUCUCUUUUUAUAGUGAGGAGGAGGCUGUCCGCAAGGCGAAUGAUACGAAUUCUGGCUUGGCCGCGUAUUUCUAUACGCAAAAUGCAUCUCGUAUUUUCCGCGUUGCCACCGAGUUGGAAACCGGAAUGGUUGCGGUGAAUGCUGGAGUGGUAUCGAUUGUUCAAGCUCCUUUUGGCGGUAUCAAGGAGUCGGGAAUCGGUCGUGAAGGUUCACCGGACGGUUUGGAGGAGUAUCUCGAAUCUAAGAUGGUGUGCAUCGGCGGACUGGGCUAAGAAAAUAUGGCGGGUAGUACGCAAUCUGCAGCUCGUUUUGAAAAAUAAUAAUAUGGCAUU
Messenger RNA from Phytophthora nicotianae INRA-310, 1629 nucleotides. RefSeq lists its product as hypothetical. The record is from RefSeq and is a predicted model, not a curated record. The transcript is spliced from 2 exons. Gene Ontology annotation, molecular function: succinate-semialdehyde dehydrogenase (NAD+) activity. The coding region runs from base 331 to 1569 and encodes 412 amino acids. NCBI's taxonomy places the organism in Eukaryota, Oomycota, Peronosporomycetes, Peronosporales, Peronosporaceae.